AUGUCUGCUGAAAUGGAUAGAGCUCUCUUAGCCUUGUCUUUCAAAGAUGAUGAUGAUGGUCCUUUCACUCUACCAAAUCUCCCGCAGUAUUUCGCAACUGAAAGGAAUGCAUGCAGCUUAAUAGGACGACUUCUUAACCCAGAAUUUCAAAGACUGCCAAAAUUGAUCCUCGAACUACCAAGGAGGUGGCAGAAAUCGGAAAGAGUCAGGGGAUUUGCUCUGACUAAAGAAAAUUUUCAGUUUGUGUUCAUGCAUGAACACGAUCUUCAGGAAAUUCUAGAAAAAGGCAUGCAAACCUUCGAUGAUUGGGGAUUAGCAAUGGAUCGAUGGGUAGAGAAACCUCAGCCUGGAUUCCUGCAAUCAGUCUCGAUCUGGGUCAGAAUCAGUAACAUUCCGGUUAAUCACUACACCAAAGAAGCUAUCUCUGAGCUUGGAGAUCUUAUCAGGCGUGUUGAAAAAGUCAUAUUUGAUCCUGAAAAACCUCAGAGACAGGAUUAUGCUCAAGGAGCUAGUGAUCAGUCAACUGGAUUCAUGUCUAUCUCUCAGACUCCUCUUCCGCAACGGGUUCUUGAAGCUACUGAUCCUCUGUAUGGAGUUUUAAAGGAAGAUCAAGUGGGAAUUAAUCCUCUCUCGGGUCGCCCGCGUAUUGCUCCUGAGAUUCUACAAGAGAUGCGCAAUUAUCUACUAGCUUCAAGCUCUGAAGACAGACAUGUUCGUGAACAAAGGGUCAUUGCUUCAGUGAAAGAUUCAGAGAUGAAACUGGACUCACAGAGAUCAGUGAUGCAACUCAUCCCCACUUUGCUGUUUACUUCAGUCAUAAACAAAGGAAAAGGGAUAGUUGUCUCUGAUGAUAAAGAGGAAAGAAUGGGCCACUCUUCUAUCCCGAACCCGCAGCCUAAGCUUAUGGCAGCAGCAAUCUCCUCAGGACAGACGAUGUUCAACACCACAACUAACGUCUUCUGUAAACUAUCGCUACCAUCCCUUCAACAGUCUCAGGUGAAUCAAACCAGCUCUCUGAUUACUUUCACUGCUGAACCUGCUAGCUCCAAGGAGAAGGUAAUAAGGAAGCCAAGAAGAUUCAAAAGAAUCUACAACUCUCGUAAGAGGUCUCAGAAGUUACCUCAGGCUCAUGAUCACCAAGAGGUCACUGAAGGAAGUGUGAACAAGAAAAGGAAAGCUGAAGAUGAUUUGGCAGGUGUAUCCAAAGCUGCAAAGAGCAAUGCAGCAAAGAUGGUCCCGCGUGAGGGACUGUCCAAUGCGUAA
Messenger RNA from Brassica napus (rape), 1263 nucleotides. RefSeq lists its product as uncharacterized. The transcript has 2 exons. The coding region runs from base 1 to 1263 and encodes 420 amino acids. NCBI's taxonomy places the organism in Eukaryota, Viridiplantae, Streptophyta, Magnoliopsida, Brassicales, Brassicaceae. The record is from RefSeq and is a predicted model, not a curated record.